AUGGCAGAGACUAAGGUGCAGCAGAGAAGUCAACGCAGAUUCAAAUCCGAUCAUAAAAUGAGGACAGAAGCAAGAACUUUGCUAAAAGACACAAAACCUAAAGGAAGACGGAAGAGGUUAUACUCUUGGGAGGAAAUACCCGAAUGGCAAAGAGAUAAUGAACAUAUUUUGCAUGGUUACGUGCUUGAAACGAAAAGUGUAUCAGAAUGCUUGAAAAGCUUGUUGUAUCUUCACAACGAAUCUGUGAAUAUUUACACGCAUUUAAUUCCUGGUAUUUGCUUUUUGUUGGUUGCGCUUUUCGAUAAGUUUGCCAUCAAGAAGUUCCCAAGUACAGGUCUCAUUGACUACCUGAUGAUAGACUUUUUCUUUUUAGGUGGAUUCACUUGUCUAAUAAUGAGCAGCACUUUUCAUUGUUUCAAAUGUCACUCACUGGAGAUUGCGACUUUGGGAAAUAAGCUGGAUUAUCUGGGGAUUGUUGCAUUAAUUGUGAGUUCCAUGAUCAGUAUUCUAUAUUAUGGUUUUUCGGACAACAACGCAUUUUUCUAUGGAUUUUCAGGCUUAACACUGGCAUUUGGGAUUGCCUGCUCAGUGGUAUCUCUAAAAGAGAGGUUCCGUUCACGAGAGUGGAGAGCUUACAGGGCUCUUCUGUUCGUGGCAUUUGGACUUUCUGCAGUGCUUCCAGUGAUAGCUGGAAUUAUUUUUUAUGGCGUAAGAGAGACAUGGUCAAGAAUUCAAUUAAAAUGGGUACUGUUGGAAGGUGUCCUGUAUAUACUGGGGGCCCUUCUAUAUGGUAUUCGUUUUCCAGAGAGGCUUGCGCCUGGUUACUUUGACAUUUGGGGCCAUUCACAUCAACUUUUUCACGUUCUAGUAGUUAUUGCAGCGCUUUGUCAUCUAACUGCGCUUCUAGGCUCUUAUGAACGUUUUCAUAAAGCUCUUGGCACUUUUUAA
This is a messenger RNA of Lachancea fermentati, 948 nucleotides long. Lineage: Eukaryota; Fungi; Ascomycota; Saccharomycetes; Saccharomycetales; Saccharomycetaceae. The record is from the annotation of a GenBank genome assembly.